UCAAGCAUUUUGAACCUCGGUUGAGGCGACUCUUUCGUUAUAAUGGCUCUGAACAUAACCAACGAAGACAACGAAUACUAGCCAAUCAGAGGCAGAAUAGGGCGGGCCUUCACGGAAUGCUGGUGGGAAAAAAAUUCAGGCGACUGUUACUGCAUCGAAACGCACAGAGCGAGAUGUAUAUUACCAAUAGCUUGCUUCUAAAAGAAGAGUAAACACAACUGUUGUAUGUAUCACCUUCUGUUGACAACUGGAUUGACCAGAUGAAACAUGAUGACUGCAUUGCCAUUCCCCUGUCCUGUACAUUUCGGUGUUGUUACCACUGGAGGUGUACAUGCUCAGUUGCACAAAUACACUUUGGAGAGAAAUCUGACCAAGUUGGAAAAGCUGCUGAAGAAGGGUGUUGAUGUGGACUGUGUGAAUCAUCUUGGUCAGACCCCACUGUUCUGUGCUGCUCUGUUGGGCCAAGUGAAGAUGAUAGAGCUGCUCUUGCAUUAUGGAGCUGACCCCAACCAUCGCUGUGAGGAUUGGAGCACCCCAGUCCAUGCAGGCGUAUUUUCCUGUAACCCUUCAGUGCUGAGUGGCUUGCUAGAUGCUGGUGGAGAUCUAAGGCUCCAUGACUGGGAAGGCCGGACACCCUUUGACUGGCUCAUGGCUGCAAAGAAGGAAGACAGUGCCAGAAUGCACGACUUCCUGGAAAGCUGCAUAUUCUCCAUGCAACAUCUGCAUCAGGACCCAGCCAUGAGGAAGCUCUACUGUAGCCCAUUCCACAUCUCAACCUCCAUCUUGUUACACCCUUCAUCUUUGCUGGAUCGCAUAAAAUUAUGUGGAACUGACAUGCAGCUCAAUAAGAGGACAAACAGCAAUUCUUCCUGUACAGCAGCCCACUGUUUAGGCUUCGGAAAGGUGUGUGUAGACAAGUCAUGCCAGGCGUUGGCUGUGCCAACAUCAAUUCCACUGAUCAGAGAGAGUGAUCUGACCCAGGCUGAUGACCCUCUUUUCUCCUUCACCUGUGGCUCUUUGACCUCCAUGAACAAUUUAAGCUGGAGGGGCUCCAGGGUGACAGUAAAAACAAUGAGGGACACUCAGACAGCCUAUUUGGACCUGCUCCUCAUAGAACAAGACUACUGCAGCCAGCUGUUCCAUCCGCAGCUGCUGCAGCUGAUGGCAGUGAGUCUGUCUGAUGACCUCAAGAAGACCAGCCUGGUCUUUGAGCCAGUCAGCAUCGGCACGCUGCACAACCUGCUGCACAACAAGCAUGCAGAGUUCCCAGUGCUGCAGGACAGAUGGCUGCUGUCAGUUGUGUUGCAGGUUUGUGAGGGUCUGCAGUACCUCCACAGAGGAGACCUGGUGAUGAGGGCCCUGUCUUCCCACAGCGUAGUCCUCACAAAGCUCGCUGUAGCCAAACUAACUGGUCUAGGCUUCAUGAUCCCCAGCAGUGAAAGCCCACAUGUCAAACCCUCCAUGCACAUAGCCCUGCCCCCAAGCCUUUACAGAUGGGCUGCUCCAGAGGUCGUUAAACAGCAACCCUGCACAAAGAAGGCAGACAUCUACAGUCUGUGUGCUCUGAUCCAGGAACUCUACACAGACAGUGAACCGUGGGGCACAGUGGACCUGGACUUGAUCAAACAGGUGAUGGAUGCAGGCCAGGCCCUGGCAGUGGACAGCAUCAUUCCACAGCCUUACUAUGAUGUUGUCCUGGAAGGCCUGCAGCCACACCCACAGGACCGCACAUGCAGCCUGCAGAGCCUGUGUUACACACUACAACAGGACAUAAAGCAGAGCUUCUCCCUGGAUGGACAGCUGUGUCGUGGGAUGUGUGCUUACCCAGAACUGGGGCCUUGGUUCCAGACUAUAACACAGCAUGCCGAUGGGGAUGAACCAGUGCAUAGUGGUGGUGUUGACGAGGAACCGGAGCAGGACAGUGAGAUAUUGGAGGAGCUGGAUGACCUGUCCAAAAUCACAAUGGAGCAGCAGAUCAGCACCAUUGAGGUUAACCUCAAAGUGUCCCAGGAGCUGCUGCAGCAGGCGAAUAGGAGCCUAGACACACUGGAAAGACACCUCCAGCUGGACCACAGAGGGGAGGAUCAACUGAACUCAGUUACAGGGCUUAGAGACGCUCCUCCCUGUAUCCAUGCCUCCUCCUCUCGUGCCUUCUCUCUCUCCAUGUCCUCCACAAAUCUUUCUGGAUUUAGUACUGCUAUUGGACCUCCUUCAAAGCAAUACAGUCGCUUACUGCACAGGGGACAUCAUUGGACAAAGAACCUGGAGGCCCAGCUUUUGAGCAGAGAUUGUGAACUCUUGAGCCAGGAAGAAGUGGCUUUGUGGCUGAGUCACUACCCAGCUGAACUGCGAUAUAAGCAGGACCGGUUGCUGGAACUUUCUUCAGCUUGCUACAUGACAGACAGCCAUUCAGAGGAAGCUAUCCACAGCAUAGAGGAGCUGAGCCAGUACAGAUCAGCUCUGGACUACAGCCUUUUCAACAUCCUCUCUGAGGAGAAGCUGCAGACAUCCAGUUCACAAGAUGUCACAGUGGAGGUGUGCAGGCCAGUAGCCAGUGGAGGUCCACUGUUGGAUACUCACAACACCAAGUAUGAAAGCUCUUCAAACAACUGUGAGGGAACGGACACUGAUCCUGGUGUAAGUGGAGGACAGGCACAGUAUACACCCAACACUAUCAUGACUCAGUCAGACAUGGCUCUGCUGUCUGAACUCUCCAGCAUCACAUGCUCUCCAGCUCAGCCUCCAGAGAAACCCCACAGUAUCAGUGGACUGGCCCUACCCUGUAACAGUACCCCACAUAGCACAGAUGUACACCAGCCCCUGAUGACAGGUUUUAUUGAGGCCAAACUCCCAGACUCCCUUGCCUGCAGCUACCUAUGUUCAGUUCAUCUCAGGACUCCUCCACCUUUCAAGGUAGACUCUUCCAGCAGUCCCCAGGGCUUCAUCACAGCCAGCCAGGUAGAGGGGCUGUUCACAGAUACUGAAUCUCCCAGCCCCAGCGUCCACAGAUGCUGCAGCACUAUGGAAGGAGAGCAGAAACAAGAACAGGAAGAGGAAGGAGCAGGAGAAUCUGAGAAGGAGCAGAGUGAAGAGAGACAGGAGGAAAUGGAUGGAACUAGUCAACGUCAACUAGGGGUAUAUGUGGAGGAUGAAGAGAGGGACAGGGCUGACGAGGGACUUGAGGAAAUGGAGCAAGGAUUACAGAGGGUCAAAGAGUGCAAAGGAAAAGAAAAUAGAGAGGAGGAGGGUGAGGGAGGAAAGCAUGUUGUAGAGGGCAGUGAGGAAGAGGAGCAUAGCUGGUGUAACCCACAGAGAGAUGUGGGAUCAGAAGUGGGGAAAGAGGAGGAUGGAGAUGAUAUUGAGGACAGAAGGAAGAAAUUAAUAGGAUUAUCUGGCAAUUGUGAAGAAGUAGGAGACAACACCUUUGUUAACAUCAGUGACCUUGGUGCAGACACAGUGGCUGCAGAUCCAGAGAACAAUAUAGAGCUCAGUCCCCAUUUAUUGGAGGACACCAACAGAGCCCAUUCAACACUCGAUGAUGUGUUGCAGGGCUUCGUAGUGGAGGGCAUUAGGGAGAGCCCAGGACCAAGUAAAUGGGUCACUAUGAUGUGUCAGGUGUUUGAGGGGCAGACUGAUGAUGGAGGAGGAGACCCUGCACACAAGCUGUCGGAAAACACUGUCAAUUGUUGUGACAUCACGGUGACUGGCGGAUCUGAUCUGUGUGUUUUAGAAUGGUGAAGUUUCAUCAGUGCCACUUGAGUACAGGGGGACCAGAUUCUUCAUCAGCCAAACAAAUCAAAGGAAACUGUUGUGUUUGUGUGAAAAUGCAGAUUAGUUUUGUUAUUAGUGUUGUACUUCCAAGGAUAUUUUGUUUGUAGUGCACUGUUGCUAGUUUGCCAUUUCCAGGAAAGUUUGUGAUUCUAUCAAUUUUUAUAAUUUUACUCCAAUUUACUAAAGCCAGUGCUGUAAUCAUUUUAUACUGUAUUCACCUGGUUUAAUAAAGGUUUAAUAAUAUUAA
This is a messenger RNA of Thunnus maccoyii (southern bluefin tuna), 4018 nucleotides long. RefSeq lists its product as uncharacterized. Gene Ontology annotation, biological process: male meiotic nuclear division; intercellular bridge organization; attachment of spindle microtubules to kinetochore. The record is from RefSeq and is a predicted model, not a curated record. The coding region runs from base 268 to 3738 and encodes 1156 amino acids. The transcript is spliced from 24 exons. Lineage: Eukaryota; Metazoa; Chordata; Actinopteri; Scombriformes; Scombridae. Gene Ontology annotation, cellular component: kinetochore; intercellular bridge; midbody. Gene Ontology annotation, molecular function: ATP binding; protein kinase activity; protein binding.